This is a messenger RNA of Oncorhynchus kisutch (coho salmon), 3902 nucleotides long. RefSeq names its product NACHT, LRR and PYD domains-containing protein 12-like. NCBI's taxonomy places the organism in Eukaryota, Metazoa, Chordata, Actinopteri, Salmoniformes, Salmonidae. The transcript has 11 exons. The coding region runs from base 20 to 3787 and encodes 1255 amino acids. Gene Ontology annotation, molecular function: protein binding. The record is from RefSeq and is a predicted model, not a curated record.
AGAGACCACUGCCUCUAAAAUGAGUCUCUCUGGGGAGGGAGAGACCACUGCCUCUAAAAUGAGUCUCUCUGGGGAGAGAGAGGAGGAGACCACCGCUUCUAAAAUGACUCAAGACACCAGUUCUAAGAGUGUCCAGAAGCUCAGAGCAGUGUCACCUACAACCAGCCUGCUAUCAAUGAAGAGUGAUCAGCCACCUGCUUUCAGCCAGGAACCAUUACCAGAUGACAAUAAGGAAGUGGAGAGUUUGGACAGUGAGGAUGUAUUAAAGAUCACACACAACCUUCUGGACAGAAGAAGUCAAACUCUGCUGACAGUCCAACAAGACAUUAAGCCUAAACUGAAACACCGGUAUCAACACAUAUCUGAAGGAAUUGGACACCAUGGAAACCAAAGUCUGUUCAAGGACAUCUACACAGACCUCUACAUCACAGAGGGUGGAAGUGGAGGGCUCAAUAAUGAACAUGAGGUUAGACAGAUGGAGAUGGCAUCCAAAAAACAAACCACACAAGAGACACCAAUCAAAUGCAACGACAUCUUCAAGCCUUUACCUGGACAAGACAAACCUAUCAGAACUGUGCUGACAAAAGGAAUCGCAGGCAUUGGAAAAACAGUCUCUGUGCAGAAGGUCAUCCUUGACUGGGCAGAGGGAAAAGCAAAUCAGGACGUUCAUUUCAUGUUUCCUCUUCCUUUCCGUGAUCUGAACCUGAAAAAGGACCAAUACAGUCUGAUGCAACUUCUUUCCCACUACUUCUCAGAGCUGAAAGAGAUUGACAGCAUUGAAGAUGGUGAAACCAAAACUGUUUUCAUUUUUGAUGGUCUGGAUGAGUGUCGACUUCCUCUAGACUUCAAAAACAAUGAGAAGUGCUGUGACGUCACGAAGCCAACCUCAGUGGACGUGCUGCUGACAAACCUCAUCAAGGGGAAUCUGCUUCCCUCUGCUCUCCUCUGGAUAACCACACGACCUGCAGCAGCCAAUCAGAUCCCUCCUGAGUGUAUUGACCAGGUGACAGAGGUACGAGGGUUCAAUGAUCCACAGAAGGAGGUGUACUUCAGGAAGAAAAUCACAGAUCAGAAUCUGGCCAAUGAAAUCAUCAAACACAUGAAGACCUCAAGGAGCCUCCACAUCAUGUGCCACAUACCAGUCUUCUGUUGGAUAUCAGCCACAGUCCUUGAGGUGAUACUGAACGAGGCAGAGAAGAAUGAAGUCCCCAAAACUCUGACCCAGAUGUACUCACACUUCAUGCUCAUCCAAAUCAUUGUGAAGAACAGGAAGUACAACAAAGCCACAGAGACAAACCCAAAGGAACUGUCUCAGUCAGACAAAGAGAUGAUCCUGAAACUGGCCAAGCUGGCUUUCCAACAGCUGCAGAAGGGCAACCUGAUCUUCUAUGAGGAGGACCUGAGAGAAUGUGGCCUUGACGUCACAGAGGCAUCAGAGUACUCAGCAUUGUGUACAGAGAUCUUUAAAGAAGAAUCUGGGCUGUACCAAGACAAGGUCUACAGCUUUGUGCAUCUGAGCGUUCAGGAGUUUCUAGCAGCAGUGCAUGCUUUAGAAUCAUGUCUGGACAAGCAGGAAAAUGUUUUCUCCAAAGCAGUCACUGGUGGUGAUGAGGAGGAUGAUGAUGAGGAGGAGGAUGAUGAGGAGGAGGAGGAGGAGGAUGAUGAGGAGGAGUCAAUCCAGUUGUCUGACUUACACGAGAUCACAGUGGACCGGGCCUUGAAGAGUGAGAAUGGACACCUGGACCUGUUCCUCCGCUUCCUUCUGGGUCUCUCACUGGAGUCCAAUCAGAAUCUGUUACGAGGCCUUCUGACACAGACAGGAAGUACAACACAGACCAAUGAGAGAACAGUUGAAUACCUUUCAGACAAGAUCAAGGAGGAAUCCUCACCAGAAAGGAUCAUCAACUUGUUCCACUGUCUGAAUGAACUUGGUUCCAACUCUCUAGUUGAAGACAUGCAGACCUCCCUACGAUCAGGAACUCUUUCAGAAACAAGACUAGAACCUGACCAAUGUUCAGCCCUGGCCUACCUGUUACUGAUGUCAGAGGAGGUGCUGGAGGAGUUUGACCUGAAGACAUACAACACAUCAGAGGAAGGUUAUCAGAGGUUGCUGCCGGUAGUGAAAACCUGCAAGAGAGCACUACUAGCUGGCUGUAAACUCACACAUAAAUCCUGUGAGACUCUGGCCUCAGCUCUGCAGAAACAUAACUCCCCUCUGAGAGAACUGGACCUCAGCUACAAUGACCUGGGAGACAGAGGAGUGGAGCUGCUCUGUGUUGGACUAACCAGUCCACUCUGCAACAUACAGACACUAGUACUAGCUGGCUGUAAACUCACAUAUAAAUCCUGUGAGACUCUGGCCUCAGCUCUGCAGACAUCAAACUCCCCUCUGAGAGAGCUGGACCUCAGCAACAAUGACCUGGGAGACAGAGGAGUGAAGCUGCUCUGUGUUGGACUAACCAGUCCACUCUGCAAGAUACAGACACUAGUACUAGCUGGCUGUAAACUCACAUAUGAAUCCUGUGAGACUCUGGCCUCAGCUCUGCAGUCACCAAACUCCCCCCUGAGAGAACUGGACCUCCGCUACAAUGACCUGGGAGGCAGAGGAGUGGAGCUGCUCUGUUUUGGACUAACCAGUCCACUCUGCAACAUACAGACACUAGUUCUUGGUCAGUGUGGUCUGACAGAGGGUUGCUGUUCAGAUCUGGCCUCAGUCCUGAGUUCACCCAACUCACAACUGAAACAACUGGAGCUGAGAGACAAUGACCUGCAGGACUCAGGAGUUACACUGCUGUCUGCUGGACUGGAGGAUCCAGACUGUAAACUACACACACUGAGUCUUGGUCAGUGUGGUCUGACAGAGGGUUGCUGUUCAGAUCUGGCCUCAGUCCUGAGUUCACCAAACUCACAACUGAAACAACUGGAGCUGAGAGACAAUGACCUGCAGGACUCAGGAGUUACACUGCUGUCUGCUGGACUGGAGGAUCCAGACUGUAAACUACACACACUGGGGCUGUCUGGCUGUCUGGUCACAGAGGAGGGCUGUGCUGCUCUGUCUUCAGCUCUGAGGUCAAACCCCUCCCACCUGAAAGAGCUGGACCUGAGCUACAAUCACCCAGGAGACUCUGCAGGGGGACUGCUUUCAGCUGCUCUGGUGGAUCCCACAUAUAAACGGAUGAAGCUGAAUGUGGAUCAUGGUGGAGAGUGCAGGCUGAAAUCAGGGCUGAGGAAAUAUGCCUGUCAUCUCACCCUGGACCCAAAUACAGCAAACCCACACCUGAUACUGUCUGAGGGGAACAGGAAGUUGAAAAGGGUGGUGGAGGACCAGCAUUAUGAAGACCAUCCAGACAGAUUUGACUGUCUUUAUCAAGUUCUCUGCAGAGAAGGCUUAUCUGGGUGUCGUUAUUACUGGGAGGUGAAGAGGGAUGGUGGCAUGGCGGACAUUGGUGUGGUGUACAAAGGACUGAAGAGGAAGGAAAGGGGGAGUGACCGUAGGAUUGGAGACAAUAGGAAGUCUUGGUGUUUAGUCUGUUUUGACAAAGGUUAUUUAUUUAAACAUGAUGGAGUCAACAGAUCCAUCCCUCGUCAUGUUUCUAACAGAGUUGGAGUGUAUCUGGACUGGCCAGCUGGUACUUUGACCUUCUAUAGUGUGUCCUCCUCUGGUACACUGACACACCUUUACACAGAACACACCACGUUCACUGAACCCCUCUAUCCUGGGUUUGGGAUUUACUCCGCCUUCUCAGUGACCCUGUGUCAGAUAGAUGACCAACACAUUCAGAGGUGAGUAGCAAUGUUUCAUCAUGUGUUUUCCUCUGGAAUCCUUUCUAUAAUUAGAUUAGUAGUAGUGGUGUGUAUUAAUGUGUUCUGUUGGACCUACAGACAGUUAGAUUAGUAGUAGU